This is a messenger RNA of Ectocarpus siliculosus, 1753 nucleotides long. Lineage: Eukaryota; Phaeophyceae; Ectocarpales; Ectocarpaceae. The record is from the annotation of a GenBank genome assembly.
AUGUCUCGCUGCGGAGUGCUAGCAGGUGUUGUGGGCCUGGCUGGCCUGAUCGAGCAGGCCCAGGCCUUUGUGGGAUCUCCCGUCCUUAGAGCCAGAGCGUUUUCGCCGUCAACAUCCCACAAGCUGUCCAUGGUGACGGAGGCGAAGGACAGCUAUGACGUCAUGCUCCUGCCGGGGGACGGAAUCGGUCCCGAGAUCACGGCGGCCACCGUCAACGCGCUCGAGCCGCUGCAGUCGCUCUUCAAGCUCAACUUCAAGGAGGCGCUGAUCGGAGGUGCCGCCAUCGAUGCCGAGGGAUCGCCGUGGCCUGAUUCCACCUUGGCGUUGGCCAAGGCGUCGGACUCUAUCCUGCUGGCCGCCAUCGGAGGGCCCAAGUGGGACGGCAACCCGAGGGAGCUGAGGCCCGAGACCGGGCUGUUGGCGAUGCGCUCGCAGUUGGGGCUGUUCGCCAACCUUCGGCCUGCCAAGGUGAUGAAAGAGCUGGUGGACGCCUCUUCCCUCAAGCCCGAGAUCGUGGAGGGGGUGGACAUCAUGGUGGUCAGGGAGCUCACGGGUGACGUCUACUUCGGCACGCCCAAGGGGAUCGACGAGCUGCCUUCGGGGGAGCGGGUAGGGUACAACAACAUGAUCUACCACGAGCACGAGGUGGAGCGUAUCGCGAAGGUUGCGUACGACGUGGCGAUGAAGAGGGGGAAGCGCCUGUGUUCCGUUGACAAGGCUAACGUGCUCGACGUCAGCCAGCUGUGGAGGGACGUGGUGAUCAAGAUGUCGGAGGACUACCCGGAGGUGGAGCUGACGCACCAGUACGUCGACAACGCCGCCAUGCAGCUCAUCCGCUGGCCCAAGCAGUUCGACGUGAUGGUGACAGGCAACAUCUUCGGCGACAUCCUCUCCGACGAGGCCUCCAUGCUUGUGGGCUCCCUCGGCAUGCUCCCCUCCGCCUCCAUGGGAAACCCCGACGGCCCCGGCGUGUUCGAACCGUGCCACGGUUCCGCCCCGGACAUCGCGGGACAGGACAAGGCCAACCCAUUGGCGAUGAUCCUCUCUGCCGCGAUGAUGCUUCGGUACGACCUGGGGCGGCCGGCGGAGGCGGACAUGGUGGAGGCGGCCGUGGACGUGGUCAUGGACAAGGGCUACGCCACCAACGACAUCCAGCGGGAGGGCACCACGGCCGUCGGGUGCAAGGAGAUGGGCGACAAGGUGAAGGAAGAGCUCGCCAAGCUCGUGGCUGCGGGGGCCGGGGCGGAAGCGGCUGCCGUGGGCGAGGCGGCGGCGGCGCGAUGAGCGGGUAGUAAAUCGAGUUGAGUGUAGUCUGUCUGACGUUUCUGGUGUUGCCUGAACGGGUGCGCAAGGCAGGGAAAUGGUAGACGAAAUGGAGGGUGCUGGCCCGCCGUUGGAGCGGGGCGGUGUAAGGAUAUUGCCGUUGUGUUCAUGUGAGCGUUGCAAAAUAGGACCGCCGUAAUGGUUUGUGUCAGCACGGACGACAAGGGCGGAUGGUACGGUAUGACGCACGAGAAGCCACUAGGCGCCGGCGAUCAGGAAACGCCCUGCCAAGCACGUGACGGCUUGAACUCAAUGCGUCAAGAACUCUCUCGAACAUUUAGUACUUCAGCGUGGGUAAACGCUGGCACUAACAUGUGGGGCACUUUUUUCUGUGAAUAGCAAGGUCCGAACGGGAUAAUCGCGGUCGGAGUAGCAUCGCACAUAGGCGUCCUGCUGGCGCCUUGCUCGUGAAAAAGAAGGCCUAGAAACG